Messenger RNA from Paramecium sonneborni, 1807 nucleotides. The record is from the annotation of a GenBank genome assembly. Lineage: Eukaryota; Ciliophora; Oligohymenophorea; Peniculida; Parameciidae.
AUUAAAAAUGCACUAAAUGUGAGCAAAAAUAAGAAGUAGCAUUAUUUAUAUAUAAAAUCAGAUGAUUUAUUAAAAAAUGGGGCCAUACGGGAGUUGAACCCAUAUCUGAUGUACCCGAAACAUCCAUACUACCGCUAUACUAAUGGCCCUAUAAUUAUUUUAAUUUAAUGACCUAAUAAAUAUUAUUGGCAUCUCUAUUUAUCUUAUUUUUAUUGAGGUGGUUCAUCUAGAAUACCUUGAUUUACAACUAAUAUGAUUAAGUUAAAGAUAUUCUAAGAUAAAUGAAUUAAUUAGCCACCACUAACUUUUACAACAAUAGGAAAUAUUUUUCAAAUACAAGAAGAUUUCGAUUUGAUUUAUCGAAAUCUGAAAUUGACUUGAAUGAAAGUUACUGCAAUUAAUCAGAUGUGUUAAAAUUUUAUCAUCCUGAUAUUGUAUUGAAAGAUAUCUAUACAACAAGAGAAACCAACGAUUUAACUUAAGAAAUUGUUCAAACAAUAAGUUUUAUAACAAUACCUGAUGUCUCUUAAGAAAAUAAAAAAAAUAAGACUAUCCUUCCUGAAACACUUACUAUUCCUUUUAAUUAUUAUGAUUCCUAUCUAACCAGAUCAAAUACUGGAUUAUGUAUAUUUUAUAUCUAAAUAAACUAGCUGCUAUGUGUUUGUUUUAAAAGCAUAACCAUAUGAGAGGGAGAUAAUAAUUAGCAUACAAAAACGAAUUACUAAAUAAUUAUUAUUUAUAUGUUGAUAAAUUGAAAACUAUGCCUCCUGUAUGUUCAUAAAAUGUUACAUAUAUACCAAAAUCUUAUAGAUUAUGGUUAAAAGAUGAAUGUUAAUCAUUCUUUUAACUCAUUAAUACAACAGAAUACUAAUAGAAGUACAAAAAAUUUGGACCUCAAUUUAUUAGUAAAUUAGGAUUAGAAGUACAUAGAGGUGCAGGUAUUACAAUGCUUUUUGAAAAAGAAACAAAAUAAUUAAUUAAAGACUACUAAAAUGGUUAAAAUUGUGGGGAAAUUUCUAAAUACACAAUUGCUUAAAAAUAUAUUAACAAUCCUUAUUUAUUUAAUGGACAUAAAAUAGAAUUUAGAAUAUAUUUUAUAAUAGCUUCAACAUAUCCUUUAAUUGUUUAUGCUUAUGAUAGUUCAUUAAUUAGAAGAUGUGCUAUGCCAUUUAAUAAAUUUUCUUUAGAGAAAUCUUCUCAUGUUUGUAAUACAGCGAUAGUAAAAAAAAAAAUUGGAGCUGAAGAUUUAUAAGUAGAUGAACAAUUUUUUAUUAAUUGGAAAUUGGAUUAUUUACAAGAAUUGCUUUUACAAUAAAAAAAAAUAAAGAACAAAAAUUGGCUUAAUAAUUAUCUCUAUCCCAAAAUACACAAUACAAUAUAGCAUUUAAUAAUGAGCACUUAAUAAUUUUAUGAUAAGGAUAGUAAAUUAUCAGAAUUCUUUGGUGUUGAUUUUAUGCUAACGGAUGAUUUAUAAAUUUAUGUAUUAGAAGUUAAUUCAAAUCCAUAAUUAUUGAAAACUACUCCAGAUAGAAUUAAAUAAAAUACAAAAUUAGUUAAUGAUAUUAUAGAAAUAUAAAUAGCAUAUUUGAGAAGUAAAUAUGUUAGAUUGAGAUCAUUAAUAAAAAAGAUUCUUUCAAGCAAUUCAACUAUUGAAAAAUUUGAGAAAGAAUUUAAAGAAGCUUACAAGGAUAAACUUGAGCCUGAAUUCCCUAUUAGCCCAUAAAAUCUAUUUAGAAAAAUUAUUGACAAAAAUCUGAAAGAUUCAAAGGCUUAUAAUGAUCUGAUUUAAACAAAUUGUAUUUUAUGA